Messenger RNA from Topomyia yanbarensis, 3357 nucleotides. RefSeq names its product dynein axonemal assembly factor 1 homolog. Gene Ontology annotation, molecular function: protein binding. The coding region runs from base 103 to 3357 and encodes 1084 amino acids. The record is from RefSeq and is a predicted model, not a curated record. NCBI's taxonomy places the organism in Eukaryota, Metazoa, Arthropoda, Insecta, Diptera, Culicidae. The transcript has 10 exons.
CUCUAGGCAACAGAAGAUUUGUUAUUUUCAUAUCGAAUAUCUUGUUUUACCGUGACGGUCGGAUUAAGGAUUAAGCACAAAUCAUCGAUUUCGACCUUGAAAAUGGUUCGUGAAUGCAUUGAGGAGACCUUAGGGCCAAGGAGAAUGACCAAAAAGUCCAUCGUUGAUUCGUGCAAGAAAAACAAACUCUACGUUACACCUCACCUGAACGAUAUUCUCUAUCUGCACUAUUCCGGAUAUAACGCAAUUGAAUCGCUCGAAGAAUACGUUGGUUUAAAGUGUCUCUGGUUGGAGUGCAAUGCAAUAUCGGUCAUCAGUGGGUUAGAGACCCAAACUGAACUGAAGUGUUUAUAUUUGCAGAAUAAUUUAAUCGCGAAAAUAGAAAAUUUACACAGCUGCAAAAAGUUGGAUACUCUCAAUUUGUCGCAUAAUCACAUCAACAAGAUUGAAAACUGCGGCCACGAAAUACUUCCCGUCCUUAACACGCUUAACAUAUCGCACAACUAUUUGAAGACAGCGGAUAGUCUAGAACAAUUACGUUACUGUCACUACAUCUCAGUACUGGAUAUUUCGCACAAUAGAAUCGAGGAUAUUGCAGUUGUUAAGAUCUUAGGCGACAUGAAGGAACUACGUGUUCUUACCAUGACUGGAAACCCAGUUGUGAAUGAGAUUCCAUCCUAUCGGAAGACCCUGAUUCUGGAAUGCAAAUCCUUAACGUACCUCGACUCUCGCCCAGUAUUCGAUCGCGAUCGAGCAUGUGCCGUAGCUUGGAAACGUGGUGGUUAUGAAGCAGAACGGAAGGAACAUCAACGGUGGAAAAAGGACGAACAAAGGAAGAUUCGGCGGAGCAUUAACGCUACACUUCGUUUACGUCAUCGUGGCGAUGGAGAGCCAGAGUUGUUGAAAACAAGCAGCGACGAAGAAGAGAACGAGAACGAUCCUGCUAAAAUCGACCAAGGCGCCGCAGAUCUGCUAGAGAUAAACGAAAAAAGCAAUGAGCAAGCAUGGGACGAAGUGGACCGUCUAAUCUGCGAUACACCCAGUGUCGGAAGCUCAACAGAUAUUUUCCGACGGUUUGCCCCGAAUAAAGAUCUGAUUGUCACUCACGGGGAGAUAGCAUCUACAGAUGAGGAAGAAAAUGAAGACAUACAAAACGAACAACCUCCACAGGUUAUCGCAUAUUCACAGCCCAAGAAGAAGUUGAUUGAGGAAAUUCCUUCCGAAGAUGAUACCGAUGGUGCAGACCAAAAAGAGAAUAGCCUCGAUAUAUCUGAGGUAGAAAACAAGCAUAUCGUGGAGUUGGUAAAGCCACCACAAUCUUUGAAUGCAGAAGAGCCAUUUAUCUCCCCGUGUAAACUCGAACAUGAAGUAAUGCCUUCGAUUGAACAGCAGCUGUUGGUUCAAGAACAAACUACGGUAGGCGUAGGUUUGAAUAAGGAUUCUAAAGGUGACCUACAUGAAACGGAACUAUCCAAUAAUUUAAUCAAUAAAACGGACGAAACAGAAUUGGAAGAUGACACUCUUAAUAUAGUGAUCGAAAACAAUGAACAAAUCUUGAUCACCUUAGAGUCUACAAAGGGGGAGCUGAUUGGUCAUGUUGAGCCUCAAAUCUCUUCAACCGAAGGCAACAGAAGCGAAAUUUUCUCCUCCGAGAACGAUGACAAUUCUGAGUCAGAACCGGUCAGCGUAAGAAACGAUGACAUUGAAUGUAAAAGCAACAGCGAUUCGGAUACGGAUUCCGAUAUGUACGACAAAAUCGUCCCCAAGAAGCACGACAAGUUGGCUAUAAACUACCGGUCAGAUUUGUCUAAUUCUAGUACUGAUUCCGAGGAGGAAGAUCAAAUGGAUCGAUUCCCGCAAUCUUUGGAAAAGGAAAAAUCGAUUGCCGAUUACAUCGAUGGGUAUAAAAAGUUCUUCCGUUCUGUGAAUAUAUUGGAUCCUAAGCCGGAAGAGAAAGAAAAGGGUCUACAACUAGAUCGACCGGAAUCCGAUCGUACAGAGCCCCGCGUCUAUGACGGUGUUUUCAAGUCGAUGGAGAAAAAUUCUAAUGAGGCAAAAAUUUCGCAAGCCAGAAUGGAAGUGGCGGAAUCAAAGGAAAAACUCAUUGAUCGGUUGCUCAAGCAGCAAACUUCUGUUGAUAUGGAUCUGGAACGGCAAAGUUUCUCCAUCGGAGGAAAAGAAUAUAACUUCAGCGAUUACAGACUGGAAACGUUCCGAAAGGAUCAGGACAAGCUUCAGAGUUUGAUUGAUAGAGUAACUGCCCAGAAGGAUCGUUACAAUGCACGGAUUGAUCAAAUCCAUGAACAGUUGGCUAACAUUAUGGAUGAUUACGGGUUGAUUGGCGAGAAACUUCGAGAAGUCGAUGAUCUUAUUCAGAGUAUUGGCGAAGACACAAAGGCUUGUCACUCGGAUGAAAGUAUCCCACAAAAGAAUUUAGAAAAUGAUGACGCAAAAAAUGAAAUCAAAUUCACAAUGGAACGUGAAAUAUCUCAGAUCGAAACAAUAGUUGCCCAGCAAGUUAUUGAAAAAAUGACUUCUGAAGUCAAGGAUCAAUCCGUCAAUGAUUCGACAUCAGAAUCAAAUAACUCAUUCGAAUCUGUCUUGAACGAUUAUUCUGAUGAAGAGCAGACUUCGAUGAUUAGACCGGAUCAUAAUCUUUUGGAACUCCUGGUAGCUCCAAAGCAAAUACCGUUUAUGGAACCGGAAUUCGCGCCCAAUAUGGAUAAUGAAUACACCCAGGACCCACUAUUUCGAAAAUUCAUAGAGAUUCAAGAAGAAAUAGAUCAACUGACGGAUGAUGAGAUCUACAAUAUAGUUACGGAAGCUGCUGAUGAACUUUCGGAUGAUUCGUCGGUUGUUAACUGCUGGAACAGUGACGUUGAUCAGUAUUGGAAAAGGUAUGAAAAUAUUGAUGAUUUCCGGAAGAACAUAAAUCUGGAUUCCCAUCCAAUAAUACAAAAGUUCCGACAAUUCAUCCAAUGUCACUGUAAGAAACAGAAUGAGACCGAAACAGUUGCUAACCUGGACAAAGUAUGUCGGAAACUGGAGCGGUGUUUAUCGAAUCAGAUGUUUGAUGAGUAUCUUGAGUUGAGUCGCAAGGCGAGUGUCGCUACCAUUGGAGGAGAGACAUGUGCAAACGAAAUGGAACUAAUCGAAGUCGACGAAAAUGUUAAAGAGUGCUCUUCGGAGGGAUUGGACAAAUGUGUGGCUUGGGAGGAAACUAAUGAUGCUGAAACAAAAGUAACGGAACUUCAAGAUUCAAUCCCAAAUGAGUUGGAUGCGGAAGACGCGGAGUCGAAACCUGUUGGUUUUAUUGAGGAUUGUACUGGCGAUACCAAACAAGAAACAACCGAUUAG